Molecule: messenger RNA, 675 nt
Organism: Chaetura pelagica (chimney swift)
Lineage: Eukaryota; Metazoa; Chordata; Aves; Apodiformes; Apodidae
Gene: PRXL2A
Product: family with sequence similarity 213, member A
Exons: 5
Source: RefSeq, a predicted model, not a curated record
AUGUCCUUCCUGCCUGAGUUUGGGAUCUUCACCAUGGGCAUGUGGUCUUUUGGUCUAGGAGCCAUCGGUGCAGCUGUGACAGGGAUUGUCCUUGCUAACACUGACUUAUUUUUGUCCAAGCCAGAAAAGGCUACGCUGGAGUUUUUACAGGAGAUAGAGCUAAAAAGUUUAGGAACAGAACAAAGAACAUUCAAAGCAGAUGAACUCUGGAAGAAGAACGGUGCAGUUAUCAUGGCUGUGCGAAGACCUGGAUGAUUUUUGUGCAGAGAGGAGGCUUCUGAGCUCUCCUCUCUGCAACCUCAGCUGUCCAAGCUGGGUGUCCCUCUCUAUGCUGUUGUGAAAGAGAAGAUAGGGACCGAAGUGGAGGAUUUUCAGCAUUAUUUCAAAGGAGAAAUCUUUCUGGAUGAAAAGAAAGGCUUCUAUGGUCCACGCAGACGAAAAAUGAUGCUGUCAGGCUUGUUCCGCCUUGGGGUCUGGCAGAAUUUCUUCCGUGCUUGGAAAAGUGGAUAUAGUGGUAACCUGGAAGGAGAAGGAUUCACCCUGGGAGGAGUAUAUGUGAUUGGGGCAGAAAGACAGGGUGUUUUACUGGAGCACCGGGAGAAAGAAUUUGGAGACAAAGUCAGCCUUCCAUCUGUCCUUGAAGCUGCGGAGAAGAUAAAACCACAAGCCUCCUAA